CAGAACCGAAGCGAAAGCAGCAGCGGCGGCUUGACUCCUCUGGGGCAACCCACACAACACGGACGACGAGGCGGCACUCGUCUCGUGUAUGUUGACACUUUUUCAGUCACAUUCGGACCGUUUUUUGGAGCGACAAUAAGAAGUACAUUCAGAUACACACCGCCGUGAGGGAGAAGCAGUAGUAGCGCCAAGAGGAAGAAGAGAAGGCUAUUUAAGUGCGGAAGUGCCUGGUGUCAUCACGUAAUAUUGGGCCGUCAGUGUCGAAGUGGCACAGAAGGUGGCGGACCGGGGGGAGGUCCGUGGUGGUCGUAAGGACGUAUUUGGCUUCGACUGCUUCUGGCGCUGUGGUUGCUGCGGGAGAUUUUGAAGGCGGCGGCGGCGGUGGUGCGAUGCUGGCCCGGCACGCUCUGCUCCUGAUGGCGCUGCUGAGCCGAAGAUCGGAAGGCAACUUGUUGGACAGCAUGCUGCUUCGGAACGGCUGGAAGGGGGAAUCGGAGCGGAGGGCCGAUGGGGGCGGCAACAGCAGUAGCGCGGCCACCGUUGCGGUCCAAAACGUGCUGUGGUGUCACUGCAACCUGCACUGCCCUGAAGACUCUGCCAACAACAGUUGCAUGACGGACGGUUACUGCUUCACCAUGGUGGAGGAGGAAGGCGGUCUGGCCACAGUCACGUUAGGCUGUUUGGGACUGGCUGGCUCGGAGUUCCAAUGCAGAGACACGUGGAACACUCGCUUCAGGAGAGCUCUGGAGUGCUGCAUGGAUCAGGACUACUGCAACCGUAACCUUCAUCCUACUCUUCCUCCCUUGCAGACCUCAGAUUAUGUGCACAGCAGUGCCCAUUACUUGGCUCUCCUCAUCUCCAUCACGGUCUGCAGCGUCUUCCUUGUCAUCGUCGUCGUCAUCUGCUACGUCAGGUACAAGCGGCAGGAGUCCGAGCCGCGCUACAGCAUCAACCUGGAACAGGACGACUCUUACAUCCCUCAGGGCGAGUCACUCAAGGACCUCAUCGAACUUUCCCACAGCGUCGGCUCUGGAUCAGGCUCGGGGGUCCCCUUGUUGGUUCAGCGCACCAUCGCCAGACAGAUUCAGAUGGUGAAGCAGAUCGGGAAGGGGCGCUACGGCGAAGUGUGGAUGGGCAAGUGGCGAGGCGAGCGAGUGGCCGUCAAAGUGUUCCAAACCACAGAGGAAGAGAGCUGGUUCAGAGAGACGGAGAUCUACCAGACCUUCCUCAUGCGACACAACAACAUUCUGGGCUUCAUAGCGGCCGACAUUAAGGGCACGGGCUCGUGGACGCAGCUGUACCUGAUCACCGACUACCACGAGAACGGCUCGCUGUAUGACUACCUCAAAUGCAACACGCUGGACGCCAGGGCUCUGCUCAAGCUGGCGUACUCGUCCGUAUCGGGCCUGUGCCACCUGCACAUGGAGAUCAUCGGCACGCAGGGCAAGCCGGCCAUCGCCCACCGAGACCUGAAGAGCAAGAACAUCCUGGUCAAGAGGAACGGGUCGUGCUGCAUCGCCGAUCUCGGCCUGGCCGUCAAGUUUAGCAGCGACACCAACGAGGUGGACGUGCCGGCGAACCUGCGCGUGGGCACCAAGCGCUACAUGCCCCCCGAGGUCCUGGACGAGACCUUGAACAAGACCACCUUCCGGUCCUUCAUCAUGGCCGACAUGUACAGCUUCGGCCUCAUCGUGUGGGAGAUGGCUCGGCGCUGCGUCACCGGAGGCAUCGUGGAGGAGUACCAGCUCCCCUACUACGACCUGGUGGCCUCUGACCCCUCCUACGACGACAUGAAGAAGGUGGUCUGCGUCAAGCAGCAAAGGCCGGCGUUUGCCAACCGUUGGGCCACAGACGAGUGUUUAUGUCAGAUGGCAAAACUGAUGUCGGCAUGCUGGUCGCACAAGCCGGGCUCUCGCCUCACUGCCUUGAGGGUGAAGAAGACCCUCGCCAGGAUGUUGGAGUCUCAGGAUAUAAAGCCGUGACAGAACCAUACCACUAAGACACAUUGUACAAGGGGAGGAGUUUACCCUACCUUUGUGUUGGUCACACUGUGCUUUCUGUGAAAGCGGAGUGGCUCUCGAGAGGAGCUGGGGGGGUACACCAACCCCUUCCCAAAAGCCAUUUUUAUGAGCAGUUUUUUGUACUGUUGAUUUUGUCUAGCCAAAGAUCACGAUGCUCAGUGACCUCAUUAGGAUCAUUUGUUCAUGGAUUAUUAUCAGUUGGAUUAAAUUAAUGAAAAAAAGAAA
Molecule: messenger RNA, 2246 nt
Organism: Phyllopteryx taeniolatus (common seadragon)
Lineage: Eukaryota; Metazoa; Chordata; Actinopteri; Syngnathiformes; Syngnathidae
Gene: bmpr1bb
Product: bone morphogenetic protein receptor, type IBb
Exons: 13
Coding region: 390-1982 (530 amino acids)
Biological process (GO): dorsal/ventral pattern formation; protein phosphorylation; cellular response to growth factor stimulus
Cellular component (GO): plasma membrane; signaling receptor complex
Molecular function (GO): transforming growth factor beta receptor activity, type I; SMAD binding; ATP binding
Source: RefSeq, a predicted model, not a curated record